This is a messenger RNA of Opisthorchis viverrini, 1707 nucleotides long. RefSeq lists its product as hypothetical. The record is from RefSeq and is a predicted model, not a curated record. The transcript has 4 exons. Gene Ontology annotation, molecular function: DNA binding; zinc ion binding. The annotation marks the transcript as partial. Lineage: Eukaryota; Metazoa; Platyhelminthes; Trematoda; Opisthorchiida; Opisthorchiidae.
AAUCCUUGCAAGUUCAAGGGUUGUUUAUCUGCGCCCAUUCUCAUUGUCUUUCGGCGGCGGCGGUCGGGUGUCCUGCGGAGUUUGCGGCUGGCAAUGAAUAACGAAACCCCAGACAUGAAGAACGAGUCCGAAGCACAGAACCUGUGUAAGCGGGGCUGUGGAUUCUACGGAAGUGUACAAUUUCGAGACAUGUGUUCCAAAUGCUAUCAAGAACAAAUGAAAUCGGAGUCAUCCAGCAUUCAAACAAAUUCAUCCUUGGUCCUAUCCACAUCCUCUGUAGAAUCGAAUGACGUGGCCACGUCGCACAACACCUGCGUAACAAUUCCUUCCCGUCUGGAUCAUCCAGCCAACUCCAAUCUGAGCGGAGCGGCAAGUCUCAGCGCCACACCACUGACUAUGCGCACCGGUUCUGCAACCCCUCUCAGACAGCACUCUCCUCGUCCACUAAAGCGCAAGGCAGCUUGUCUAUCGCCACAAAUUCCUUCCGAAGAAACCAAUGAAGGUACUUCCGCAUCUCCGCAAUCAUCGUUGCGUAUCAACCGUUGCACCUGGUGCAGAAAGCGCGUCGGUCUUACAGGAUUUUCUUGCCGCUGUAAUGGGUUGUUUUGCUCGUUACAUCGAUACUCCGAUGAACACGAAUGUCCUUUUGACUAUCAAGCACAGGGGCGUGUCGAACUCACCAAGGCGAACCCUGAAAUACGUUGUGCGAAGUUGCGGAAAAUCUAGUUCAACCGUCACUGCAUAUUAACAAACAUUUUCUUGCAGGAUGUUAAGCAAUCCAUUUGUUGUUUUCCGAAUUUUACUACACAGCGUAUGUCUCGGUUACUUUCGCCUUCCUCAUCACAAGUUUAUUUGCAGUCGAUGAGAACCGCACAUGGAGGAUAGUCUUUCUUAUCUCGAAAGCGCCUUGUCUUUUAAGGUUGCUCUGCUUAUCUUGAGACACCUUCCAUCUCUGUGUAUGAUUCACCAUCCUUGACAAUAUCUGUCAUUAUUAUCAUUAUUUUCCACGUAAACGCCUCAACUGGAUUUGCUGCAUCCCCUCAUCCGGUUUCGACAUUUCCCUACUUGCUUGUGGUUCACCUGCAAAUAUGUCCUUACUAACUCCGGAGUCACGAAUCUGUCGCGAUUCAUCCAACCAAUUCAGGGUUUCCCGGCUGUAUGUACACAAAUUCCACCCACUCUGAGCCGCUCAACCUCGAUGUGGUAUAAUGUCUUUCUCCAACCAGCUCUUUCACAGCACAGACCCGCUCAAGACAGGUCUUCCAAUCAACACAGGGCUUGAUGGGACAAUUCUACCUGAAUUCUCGGUCUCACCCCAUGCCAUCAGUCAGAACAUUUUUCUUGGAUCUUCACUUCCUUUUCCUUCGACGCACACACGUAUUCCGUCACGACGACUUGGGUACAUCUAGUUGAGGCCCGCGCUCUCUCUUUGCAUGCCUUCUGUGGUAAUAUUGUUAUUAUCCACGUUACUACAAUAACAUUAGCGUUAUUUGCUUAUCUGCCGACCUGACAAUUCAUUUGCGCGAUCUCUCUCAUCCGGAUUGAUAGUUGCUUACCUGCAUUUUGUAGCAGCCAUGGUGCCUAUUCCGCAUUCAUGGUCAUUUGACGGACUUCCACGGACUAUAACAUGGCGGGAGUGAUCAUUAAUUUUUUCCAUGUUGUGUGGGUGUGAAUACUAUUCUCGUGUAAGCGGCCUUCGUUGCUGCC